Messenger RNA from Castor canadensis (American beaver), 3951 nucleotides. It is a transcript of the gene Col6a1, whose product is annotated as collagen type VI alpha 1 chain. The record is from RefSeq and is a predicted model, not a curated record. Lineage: Eukaryota; Metazoa; Chordata; Mammalia; Rodentia; Castoridae.
CAGGCGGCAGCGGCAGAGGUUCUCACUCUGCAGCACCCGCACCACCGCCCACCCCGACCCCGGCCCUCUUUCAGUGGUGACCCACAGGCUGGCAGGCGACAUGAGGGUGGCCGGUGCACUGCUGCCCCUGCUGAUGCAGGCCUGUUGGGUGGCCACACAGGAAGUCCCAGGGACCUCAAAGGCCAUCGCCUUCCAAGACUGCCCUGUGGACUUGUUCUUUGUGCUGGACACCUCUGAGAGCGUGGCCUUGAGGCUGAAGCCGUAUGGGGCCCUGGUGGACAAGGUCAAGUCCUUCACCAAGCGCUUCAUCGACAACCUGAGAGACAGGUACUACCGCUGUGACCGCAACCUGGUGUGGAAUGCAGGUGCCCUGCACUACAGCGAUGAGGUGGAAAUCAUCCGUGGACUCACGCGCAUGCCCAGCGGCCGUGAUGAGCUCAAGGCCAGCGUGGACGCCAUCAAGUACUUUGGCAAGGGCACCUACACCGACUGCGCCAUCAAGAAGGGGCUGGAGGAGCUGCUCAUUGGGGGCUCCCACCUGAAGGAGAACAAGUACCUGAUUGUGGUGACUGAUGGGCACCCCUUGGAAGGCUACAAGGAGCCGUGUGGGGGUCUGGAGGAUGCAGUGAAUGAGGCCAAGCACCUAGGCAUCAAGGUCUUCUCUGUGGCCAUCACGCCUGACCACUUGGAGCCACGUCUGAGCAUAAUUGCCACAGACCACACGUACAGGCGUAACUUCACAGCCGCAGACUGGGGACAGAGCAUCGGUGCAGAGGAGGUCAUCAGCCAGACCAUUGACACCAUUGUGGACAUGAUUAAAAACAAUGUGGAGCAAGUGUGCUGCUCCUUCGAGUGCCAGCCUGCCAGAGGACCUCCAGGACCUCGAGGGGACCCUGGGUAUGAGGGCGAGCGAGGAAAGCCUGGUCUCCCCGGAGAGAAAGGAGAAGCUGGAGACCCCGGAAGGCCUGGGGACCUGGGACCAGUCGGGUACCAGGGAAUGAAGGGAGAAAAGGGGAGCCGUGGGGAGAAGGGCUCCAGGGGACCCAAAGGCUACAAGGGCGAGAAGGGCAAGAGAGGCAUCGAUGGAGUGGAUGGCAUGAAGGGGGAGACAGGGUACCCAGGCCUGCCAGGCUGCAAGGGCUCACCAGGAUUCGAUGGCAUUCAAGGACCCCCUGGCCCCAAAGGUGAUGCUGGCGCCUUUGGACUAAAAGGAGAAAAGGGCGAAGCUGGAGCAGAUGGGGAGGCUGGGAGACCUGGGAGCUCGGGACCACCUGGAGAUGAGGGCGAGCCAGGAGAGCCUGGGCCCCCUGGAGAGAAAGGAGAGGCUGGUGACGAGGGCAAUGCAGGACCAGAUGGUGCCCCAGGAGAGAAGGGUGGCCCUGGAGAAAGAGGACCUCGGGGGACCCCAGGUGUACGGGGACCAAGAGGAGAUCUGGGUGAACCUGGACCCCAAGGUGACCAGGGAAGAGAAGGCCCCGUCGGCAUUCCUGGAGACCCGGGUGAGGCUGGCCCAAUUGGACCUAAAGGAUACCGCGGUGAUGAGGGUCCUCCAGGACCUGAGGGUCUCAGAGGUGCCCCAGGACCUGCCGGGCCCCCUGGAGACCCAGGGCUGAUGGGUGAACGGGGUGAAGACGGUCCCCCCGGAAACGGCACUGAGGGCUUCCCAGGCUUCCCCGGAUAUCCAGGCAACAGGGGCCCCCCAGGGCUAAACGGCACCAAAGGCUACCCUGGCCUCAAGGGAGACGAGGGUGAAGCUGGGGACCCUGGAGAGGAUAACACUGAUGUUUCACCCCGUGGGGUUAAAGGGGCGAAGGGGUACCGAGGCCCAGAAGGCCCCCAGGGACCCCCAGGACACGUGGGACCACCCGGGCCUGAUGAAUGUGAGAUUUUGGACAUCAUCAUGAAAAUGUGCUCCUGCUGCGAGUGCAAGUGUGGCCCCAUCGACAUCCUCUUUGUACUGGACAGCUCUGAGAGUAUUGGCUUGCAGAACUUUGAGAUCGCCAAGGACUUUAUUAUCAGGGUCAUUGACCGUCUGAGCAAGGACGAGCUGGUCAAGUUUGAGCCAGGGCAGUCCCAUGCGGGCAUGGUGCAGUACAGCCACAACCAGAUGCAGGAGCAUGUGGACAUGAGGAGCCCCAACAUCCGCAAUGCCCAGGAGUUCAAGGAAGCCGUCAAGAAGCUGCAGUGGAUGGCAGGUGGCACGUUCACGGGGGAGGCGCUCCAAUACACCCGGGACCGGCUGCUGCCACCCACCCAGAACAACCGCGUUGCCCUGGUCAUCACGGACGGACGCUCAGACACGCAGAGAGACACCACGCCCCUCAGCGUGCUCUGCGGCCCUGACAUCCAGGUGGUCUCCGUGGGCAUCAAAGACGUGUUUGGCUUUGUCGCGGGCUCAGAUCAGCUCAACGUCAUCUCCUGCCAAGGCCUGUUGCCCCAAGGCCGGCUGGGCAUCUCACUGGUGAAGGAGAACUAUGCAGAGUUGCUGGAUGAUGCCUUCCUGAAGAAUAUCACGGCCCAGAUCUGUAUAGACAAGAAGUGCCCAGACUACACCUGUCCAAUCACGUUCUCCUCUCCGGCUGACAUCACCAUCUUGCUGGAUGGCUCCGCCAGUGUGGGCAGCCAUAACUUUCACACCACCAAGCUCUUCGCCAAGCGCCUGGCCGAGCGCUUCCUGUCGGCGGAGCGGGAAGACCCCUCCCAGGAGGUGCGGGUGGCAGUGGUGGAGUACAGCGGCCAGGGCCAGCAGCAGCCAGGGCGGGCAGCCCUGCAGUUCCUGCAGAACUACACGGUGCUGGCCAGCACCGUGGACAGCAUGGACUUCUUCAACGAUGCCACCGAUGUCAACGACGCACUGAGCUACGUGACUCGCUUCUACCGCGAGACCUCGUCGGGCGCCGCCAAGAAGAGGUUGCUCCUGUUCUCAGACGGCAACUCGCAGGGGGCCACAGCAGCGGCCAUCGAGAAGGCAGUGCAGGAGGCCCAGCGUGCGGGCAUCGAGAUCUUUGUUGUGGUGGUAGGCCAUCAGGUGAACGAGCCCCACAUCCGCGUGCUGGUCACAGGCAAGACGGCAGAGUACGAUGUGGCCUUUGGCGAGCGUCACCUAUUCCGUGUGCCCAGCUACCAGGCCCUGCUCCGUGGCGUCUUCUAUCAGACAGUUUCCAGGAAGGUGGCGUUGGGCUAGUGGGCAGUGCAUACCUCGUCAAGCCUCCCUUCUCCUACCCAUGACCAAACAGAAAGAGGAAAUGUGACCAGAGUUUCCUGGCCAACCCCAACAGCUAGACUGCAUUAAGGGAGAGUGUGACAGGCUGGGAUGUCACCCGAGCUGUGUGCUGUCCUCUGCCACUCACCCGAGCUGCCAUCUGUGUCCACUCCCUCCCUCAAUUCAUGCAGCAUGGCAGCCACCUUGCUCGCCUCCCUCUGCACCUGGGCUGCGCACGUCCAGUCCAUCUCAUCUCCCUUGCUGCUGACAUCAGUUCCAUGCUGCGCCCUUUUCUGUUCCUGACGUCUAGACACCAAUCCUUCAGGAUCUUCUUUAUCGUUUCAUCCAUGAUUUAAGUCAAAGCAAACCCUGCUCAUGAGUUCAGGUGAGCUGCUGGUGCUGACUGCUUGGUUUCCAGAAAAUGGAAGGCAAGAGUAUUCUCAAACACACACCUUGAGGAGGUGGCUCUUCCUCAUCAGGUGCUUGGAAGUGGUCCAGGCCCUUGGGGCCUCCAGGUGAGCAGCAGGAAGACGCUAGCUUGGCCUCCUGACCUCACGCUCUCCAUGUAAAGGUGCUGCCCUCUGGGCCCCACAUUCACACAGGGCCUGGCCUGGAUGGAUGUGUCUGUCAAAAGCAGCCAGAAGCUUUAUCCUAAAAAUAGUGACUGUGCUACAUCUUACUGAAGACCCUCUAUGUUAGUUUCAGUCUCAGCCCCGUCCAAGCCAGCCAUCUCUGCUAAUAAAGGUUUC